Molecule: messenger RNA, 813 nt
Organism: Peronospora matthiolae
Lineage: Eukaryota; Oomycota; Peronosporomycetes; Peronosporales; Peronosporaceae
Source: the annotation of a GenBank genome assembly
AUGUGCAACGUGCCAUAUCGAAGUGCUGUCGGAGGCAUCAUGUAUCUCAUGGUCGCCACACGUCCGGAUCUAGCUGCUGCAGUGGGAUCAUUAUCCCAGUUCUCGUCCGACCCAUGCCCGACUCACUGGCAAGCUUUGAAGCGUGUGCUGAGAUACCUGCAAGCAACGCCCAAUCAUGGUCUUGAGUUUACACGUGAAGAAGGAAGCCGUAUCUGCGGGUACACCGACGCAGACUGGGCCGGCGACAUUGAGUCAAGACGAAGUACAAGCGGCUAUGUGUUCAUGAUGAGCGGAGGAUGCAUCAGCUGGAAAAGCCAGAAACAACGGACGGUCGCGCUAUCUUCAACAGAAGCAGAAUACAUGGCGCUUUCCGAAGCAACCAAAGAAGCAGUAUGGCUCAAAGUGCUUUUGGGGGAACUUGGUGAGAUGACAAGCGACGAAGCGAUCAAGAUGUAUGAAGACAACCAAGGAUCAAUCGCUCUCGCCAAGAACCCGGAGUUCCAUAAGAGAACAAAACACAUCGACAUACGCUACCAUUUUGUGCGUGAGAAGGUGGAAUCAGGUGAAGUCGUUUUGGAGUAUUGCCCGACUCAAGAUAUGCUGGCAGACAUGAUGACCAAGCCGAUCGCCGCUGUACAAUUUGAAAACAUUCGCGAUCGACUUGGGAUCCAAGGUGCCGCAGCUAACGAGUCGAGAGGGAGUGUUGAAAAGACAGCGGCUGUGAAGAAGACACCUCGUCAAGCUGCGUCAAGUGUUGAAGCAAGUGGAAGACCAAGCUUCGCUAUACCGGUGGGUACCGGUAUGUACCAGUAA